ACCUUUUGUGCGAGCUUUUUUAAGAGUUGGAGAUGUAGAAAAAGCUUUGAAUCUUUUGAUUGAGAUGCAACGGUAUGUUCGUGUUCCAUCUCAAGAUGUGAAUUCAGAAGAAGGCCUAUGGAUAGACCUUUUAGAAUGGUGUGCAUCUCAAAGUGCUGGACCGAUGACUGGAUGUACCUCAAGAACUUAUAAACAAAAUUGGGGUAUUCAUAGAAAACGAAAGAAGUUAGGAUGGAGUGGAGAGAUGAAAGAAAGAUUGGUGUAUUCUGUAUUAGAGCGAUUGAUUCAACAAGUACAAGAACAUGAAAAACUAAGACCUGAUUUUAUUCAAGCUUCAACUUCAAUUAAUCCAUCACAAUUGAUCCCGAAACUUUUUUUUCAACAUUAUGAUUUCAUUGAAUUUUAUCUUGAUCAAUUUGAUUGGAAUGAAAAAUUAAAACAUCAAAGUCUUCAAACUUCAACUUUUCUUAGUUUAAAACUUUUAAAAAGAAUUCAAACUGGGUUUCAAGUUUGUGGUAAUCGUAGAGGAAUCAAAAUUAUAAAUAGAUUGAUAUCUUGGCGUUAUGGGAAGUGAAUCAUUAAAUCGAUUGUGUGUGUUUGUGUGUUUGUGUGUUUGUUUGUAUUUGUUUAAUUUGGUUUGGUUUGAUGAGUUGUUUCAAGUGCUGAAAUUAUCAAAGAAAAACAAAUAGGAGACUUGAGGUCAAGUGAUUCAAUGAUCUUUUUUGAUCCUCAUAUCCUUUUUUUUGGCCAUACUUGUACCAUAUAAUUAAAAGGGAAAGUGAUCAGGUGGUAAUAUUUCAAAAUUCAACUUCUUGAAAAUUU
Melampsora larici-populina 98AG31 is the source of this 822-nucleotide messenger RNA. RefSeq lists its product as uncharacterized. The transcript has a single exon. Bases 65 to 574 code for a protein of 169 amino acids. Lineage: Eukaryota; Fungi; Basidiomycota; Pucciniomycetes; Pucciniales; Melampsoraceae. The record is from RefSeq and is a predicted model, not a curated record.